AUGGACGCCAUCCUGAAGAGCUUCCCGACGCCGACCCUUGACCGACCCUUUGGCGUCCACCUGUGGUCGCUGUUCGACAAGGUCUGGACGCCCAUUGUCGGCUACCCGGCCGGUGACUUCCAGUUCGUGCCGUUCCAGACGCCCAUGUCGACGCUCAAGUCGACCUCGACCUUCAUCGUCGUCUACUAUGCCAUCAUCUUUGGUGGCAGGGAGGUGAUGCGAUCCUAUGAGCCCUUCAAGCUCAAGACCGUCUCCAUGGUCCACAACUUCAUCCUCACCUUCAUCUCGGGCUCUCUCCUCCUCCUCUUCCUGGAGCAGCUGAUCCCCACGCUGGCUCGUCACGGGUUGUAUUACGCCAUCUGCGAUGCCGGCGGUGGUUGGACCCAGCCCCUGGUUGUUCUCUACUACCUUAACUACCUGACCAAGUACCUUGAGCUCCUCGACACCGUCUUCCUCUUCCUCAAGAAGAAGCCCCUGACCUUCCUCCACUGCUACCACCACGGUGCCACGGCCUUCCUGUGCUACACCCAGCUCCUCGGUCUCACCUCGGUCUCCUGGGUUCCCAUCACGCUCAACCUGACGGUCCACGUCCUGAUGUACUGGUACUACUUCCAGAGCACCCGCGGCAUCCGCAUCUGGUGGAAGGAGUGGAUCACCCGUCUCCAGAUCAUCCAGUUCAUCAUUGAUCUCGGAUUCGUCUACUUUGCCUCGUACACGUACUUUACGUCGACCUACUUCCCUUGGAUGCCCAACUCUGGAUCCUGCGCCGGCGAGGAGUUUGCCGCGUUCGCCGGCAUCGGCACGCUGAGCUCGUACCUGGUCCUGUUCCUCUCCUUCUACGCGGCCACGUACAAGAACGACAAGACGAAGACGGGCCGCAAGUCGCUCCGGCGUAUGAGCCAGGCGCCUCUGCCCGACCCUCUCCACAUGGGAGAGACGCUCAACGGCACCGCCAAGGCGACUGGUUCCAAGUCCAACGGCGGACCUACCACGCGCUCCCGCAAGGCUUAG
Molecule: messenger RNA, 1011 nt
Organism: Geosmithia morbida
Lineage: Eukaryota; Fungi; Ascomycota; Sordariomycetes; Hypocreales; Bionectriaceae
Product: fatty acid elongase 3
Exons: 4
Coding region: 1-1011 (336 amino acids)
Biological process (GO): fatty acid elongation, saturated fatty acid; very long-chain fatty acid biosynthetic process; sphingolipid biosynthetic process
Cellular component (GO): endoplasmic reticulum membrane
Molecular function (GO): fatty acid elongase activity
Source: RefSeq, a predicted model, not a curated record